Messenger RNA from Mycena citricolor, 1194 nucleotides. Lineage: Eukaryota; Fungi; Basidiomycota; Agaricomycetes; Agaricales; Mycenaceae. The record is from the annotation of a GenBank genome assembly.
UCCGUCGUCCAUAACUCUCCCGUCGCGAUCCGCAGUGAAGAUGAUGACAGACACGACGGAGGCAAGCCCACACGGCGGGCGUACCACCGGGCUCCGACACGUCGCCGUCCUCGCGACCAGCAGCCAAGAAGCCGCGCCUCAACUCGCCCGCCACGCCGCACGCAACGCCGGGCACCGCCUCCCCCCGCCUCAGAGCGAGCGACGCGACGCGCCGAAACGCGGGCCAAAGAAAACGGGGCCGACGAGGACGCAGAACGCAAGGCGCAGCAUGGUGCGCUGCCCGAGUUCUGUUCGCACGAUGACUGUGUGGCGCGAGAUCAAGGAGGUUCUCGGGCGGAGUACGUCCGAUGGGUAGCGCGGUCGGGUCGUGCUUGGCUCCGCUGUCCCGUGGGCAGUGAUCGUUCCUUUCUCUUUGCGGGCGAGAUUGUGCGCGCCAAGAUCUACCGCAACGCGAGAUGCAUUCGUUCGGUGACUUCAAGGAGGUGUUCAAGCCGACCUAGAGUGGAGAGACGACAUUCGCGUGCAGUGCCAAUUACUUCGCCAAGUGCGGGUGGGUGUCAGUAUCAGAUGCUGUCGCGUACCAGAAUUUCUCCGGCCUCGAGCAGUCAACCCUGCCGACCAUCGGAACGACCAAUGCCAUCACCCGAACAAUACAACUAUCGCACCAAACUGACACCUCAUUUUGAGGCUCCGAACUCGAAGCGAGGAAAGAAGCAGGACAAUCGUCCAAAGCGAUACCGAACGGCCGGAUUGGUUCAGGAUCGUAUUCAACGAGAGCGGAUCGCAGAGGUGAUUGACAUUGAGGGUCGCAGGACUGCCCAAUUGCAACUUCGGUCAUCCGUGAAACAUUGCCUGCGAAACUCUUCACCUACAAAAAGGGUGUUUCCCCUCAUCCUGCGGGACUCGCUACCCUUGUCCCACGAUAAGGACGCGGACCCCGAAACCCACAUCUGCGUGACGGAUCACAAAGGGACCGCCUCUUCGCGAUCACCCUUUCCCCCCACUUUGAGCGAGUGGCGGCAUCGAACUCUCCACGGAGUCGAUCCGCGCCGCGACGCGAAACGCGCAACUCAACUCGCUCCCGUCGUCAAGAUCUCCUUCCGCGCGGGGACGCCGGCGACAUCUUUCAGGGGCACGGACGAGUCGUUCAUCAAGCAGAUGCUGAUGCUGCGCCCGCGGACGGUGUGUACGUGA